Messenger RNA from Monodelphis domestica (gray short-tailed opossum), 2047 nucleotides. RefSeq names its product putative adhesion G protein-coupled receptor E4P. The record is from RefSeq and is a predicted model, not a curated record. Lineage: Eukaryota; Metazoa; Chordata; Mammalia; Didelphimorphia; Didelphidae. Gene Ontology annotation, cellular component: plasma membrane. Gene Ontology annotation, biological process: adenylate cyclase-activating G protein-coupled receptor signaling pathway; cell surface receptor signaling pathway. Gene Ontology annotation, molecular function: calcium ion binding; G protein-coupled receptor activity.
UGCCACAACUUUUUAAAAAUAUUCAGAAUGUCCUUAAUAAUUCACAAUUAAAUGGAAACAAAAGUGCCAUUGCUGUCUCAGUCACCAGCCUGCUUGAAAAAAUGGAAACAUUGGUAUUAGAAGAUGCAUUUAAAUCUGAAAAUAAAAUACAAGCAGAAGAUGAUUAUGUAGUUGUUGAUAGACGAGUUGUUCCAAACAAUAGCUGCUCUGAAAGGAAAGAGCUCUUCACUCUGAAAGCUGGAGAAGAUAUAAUGGACAUCCAUUGCAGUGACGUAAUCAGAGGAAACACCACAGGUCAAAGUGUGGUGGCUUUUCUCUCUUAUCCUUUCCUGGGGUUCAUUAUCAAUGGGUCGUUCUUUGAGGAGAGACACUCACGGAAGUAUGUCAAUAUCUCCUUGAACUCCAGGAUAGUAAGUGGUACCACUGGACUCAGACAAAACAGCAACCUUGCCAGUUCUGUCAUCCUGACUUUUCAUCAUCUUCAGGAAAAUUUCAGCCAAGAUCUGCAGUUUCUCUGUGUCUACUGGGACAGCAGCAAAGAGGGAGGCAGUUGGUCCAGGAAAGGCUGUUCCCUGGUGAAAACCAAUGACACUCAUACCAGCUGCAGCUGUAGCCACCUGUCUUCCUUUGCUCUCCUGAUGGCUCUCACAGGCCAGGAGGAGGAUGAUGUGUUGACAGUGAUAACUUAUGUGGGACUGAGCAUCUCUCUGCUGUGUCUUUUUCUGGCUGUCCUCACUUUCCUCCUAUGCCGCACCAUCCAGAACAUCAGCACGUCCCUCCACCUACAGCUCUCUCUGUGCCUCUUUCUGGCAGACCUACUCUUCCUCAUUGGCAUAGAACAAACAUCAAAUAAGGUGCUGUGUUCCAUCAUUGCUGGUGGGUUGCAUUACUUGUAUUUGGCCUCCUUCACCUGGAUGUUCCUGGAAGGGCUGCACCUUUUCCUCACUGUCAGGAACCUCAAGGUUGCCAAUUAUACCAGUGCAAGCCGAUUCAAGAAGGGAUUCAUGUACCCUUUUGGCUAUGGAAUCCCAGCUGUGAUUGUAGCUGUGUCAGUAGGAAUUAACCCCCAUGGCUAUGGGGCAGAGAAUCACUGCUGGCUCGCCUUACACAAAAGUUUUAUCUGGAGUUUUGUUGGACCAGUAAUUGCCAUUAUUUUGCUCAACUUGGCCUUUUAUUCGAUGACCCUGUGGAUUUUGAGGGACAAACUCUCCUCGCUCAACAAAGAAGUGUCCACCAUUCAAAACACAAGGACACUGACCUUUAAAGCCUUUGCUCAGUUCUUCAUCCUAGGCUGCUCCUGGAGUCUUAGCUUUUUCCUGACUGAAUCUAUAACUGAGCCAGCCCAAUCAGUCCUUGCCUACGCCUUCACCAUCAUCAAUUCUCUGCAAGGAACAUACAUUUUCCUGGUUCACUGUGUCCUCAAUCGCCAGGUCCAAGAAGAAUACAGGAAGUGCUUUAAAGGGAUCCAGAAAAGAACAGAGACAGAUACCAUUGACAUGCUGUCUGCUCCAACUCUUCACAGCAAGGUGAUUGAAGAGCUGGAAAAAUCUAUGGAUUUCUCUAAGAGGAAACAAAGCUCCUAAAUCUGAAGACACCCAUGACUUAACCUGUCACCAGACAUCUUGCUCGUAGAUGGGGAGCUGAUGUGGAGCUGAGUGACUGAAUACUCCUGUAUACUCAAAAUGCAGUGCAUUUUAGUCAUGUGUUUGCUUUUUUCCCCCAGUAAUAUUUUAUUUUUACAUGUGAAAAAUAAUUUUUAAUAUUCAUUUUCUAACAUUUUGAAUUCCAAGUUCUCUUCCUUCCUUCCUCUUCACCCUUCUCCUUGAAAUAAUAAGCAAUUUAAUUUGGGUUAUACAUGUAUAAUCAUAUAAAACAGAUAUAUGUAUUCUUGUUGGGUAUUGAAAAAAAUAUUAUGGUCAGCUAUAUAUAGAACAGUCUAUAUUAUAGAACACUCAUAUGUAUUAAUCUGUCUCCUGAAUAAGAGCACUGCAUCAUUGCCUAACAUUUAACAUCUUUAGUUGGUAUUAAAAAUCCCACAUUUCAAAAA